AUGAAAGACAAUGACUGGGAAGUUGACAUCAAUUUAGGUCCAGAAUCAAUGCACAAUAUCUUUCGCAAAAGAGACAUUUUGGCGUAUGAACCUGACAAAGACUUAGCAUUGGCUUGUGAACGAUAUCAGUACCCUCAGAAUUAUUUAAACGACGAUUUGAGUAGUAUUGCAGGCAGCAGCGUCGUUUCAAGCAGAUUUUCUGAAAUGUCUCUCCAUCAUAAUAUUGAUGAGUUCAUGUUUGAUGAUCCGGUUACGCCUCCUCAGUUCCAACCUAAUGAGAUGACUAUAAAGCAGCAACAAAACCUACCGGGUGUCGUAAAGAAGCUUGGUCUUCGCUAUCAAAAUGUCGUGGAAGAAAUUGAUGAUUGGGAUGAUGAUGUUGAAAUGCCAUCCAAAGGACUCUCGCUAAGCUUAGCACAAAGACAAGAAUAUGAACAGCAAAUUGACUUUGACAGUGAUAUCGGCCCUUCUGUGAGCGAACGAGUAGCUCAUUCUCCAAAGCCUCCUACUUCGGUCGCAGGCUCUGCUGCUCCAAAAUUCAGGUACGAGAUCGAGCAAGAUGAUGAUCAGGAUGAUAUGGCUGGUCUGGAAUUUCCGGCGAAUAUGGCUUCUCUUCCUGUGCGAUUAGAUCAAAGAAAGAAGGGUAUUAAUACGCCAUCUACUCCUGCAAGCACAACCAAACCUACAAUUUACAAGAGCAAAAUCCCCACUUGCUCUCCAAAAGCAAAACUAUUGGCAUCUAUGCGUGAAAAGGAUGACGAAGAUUUCACUGAAGGACUGAAGAUAAAUGAAAGAAACUUCCACAUGGAUGUAUCCAGUAGGUCGUCUAUAUCUUCUCUGCAACAGUCGAAAUCUCUUAUCAGCAGCAAAGGAAAAUCUCCAGUCAACCUUGCAGCAACCAGUAGAUUAGCCAGGCCCUCCAUUGCUACCAAAAGCCGUAUCCCUGAACUACCCAAGCGGCAACCUUUGAUUCCUCAACAAUCGUCUUGGCCACACGUAUCGACGAGACGCAAUGUCUUGACCAGCACACAGUCAUCUUUGAGCCGUGAGGCUGAUGGUACAGCAGCUAAACAAAGACAGCAACAAAGACCUACCCUGAACAGAAAUCUUUUGACCAGCAAAGAGCCCACCGAAAGAAAGAGUGCCAAUGGAUACACUCUAAUCUCACGGCCAAAGACCAAUAAAGGCAGUUAUUGUUUUCAACUAGACAAUAUCGACAAUCUAAACGACCUUCGGCCCAAGUUCUCUCGACAAAUAAAGAAAGAGAAUAACAGUAGUAACAAAAAUGGAGUGGAUCCGAAACGUCCAUGGCGCCGAAAUAUGCAACAAUCUCAACAACCACAACAGAAGGCUAAUGUUCGCUUAAUUAAACCCAACGAGCAGCCCGUCAAGAAAAGAUACGAUGGCAUGGAAUUUGAUCCAAUAGCUCAAGUUUGGAAGGGAAAUGAACAGAGUUUAGCAGGCUUUCAAGAAAAGACGUACCGUCGCCCAAUGCUGAUGACUCAGAUCCAACAAAAGAAUCCUAGUCGCUAUGCUGCUUUGAUGGGCAAUAAUAUGAUAUUCAAUGCUGACGAGCAAAAAUGGGUCUCUGCUCUUGGGCCUCAGCAAGAAUUCAAUGAGCUGGACGCUAUUGAAGACCUUGUAGAUGACACUCCAGUGCAACAUAGACGCUACAUGACCAACAACAAGCACUCAGGGGGAUUUGGCGUUGAGUUUAAAUUAUCGGUGGAGACCAAACGACAGAUGAUGUUUGAUCAGGAAAUGCAUGAGCGCUUCAUUCAAAAUUGGCCUUUGAUGGAGGAGCCCCUUAUUAAUAGAUCUGGCCACCGUGUUGGUGCUUCAAAGUACUUUUUAUUCAAAUAA
Messenger RNA from Mucor velutinosus, 1863 nucleotides. RefSeq names its product Glycoside hydrolase 2 (Mannanase, beta-galactosidase) (gene BMS1). Bases 1 to 1863 code for a protein of 620 amino acids. NCBI's taxonomy places the organism in Eukaryota, Fungi, Mucoromycota, Mucoromycetes, Mucorales, Mucoraceae. The transcript is spliced from 2 exons. The record is from RefSeq and is a predicted model, not a curated record.